Messenger RNA from Cornus florida, 2080 nucleotides. Its product is annotated as probable membrane metalloprotease ARASP2, chloroplastic. Gene Ontology annotation, molecular function: metalloendopeptidase activity; protein binding. NCBI's taxonomy places the organism in Eukaryota, Viridiplantae, Streptophyta, Magnoliopsida, Cornales, Cornaceae. The record is from RefSeq and is a predicted model, not a curated record. Gene Ontology annotation, cellular component: membrane. Bases 135 to 1499 code for a protein of 454 amino acids. Gene Ontology annotation, biological process: proteolysis. The transcript has a single exon.
CGUAACAUCUGACUCACUUAUCCUCCACAGAACAGAAAAUCUGAAAAAUAUGAAUUAUCCUCUCUCUCGCCCUUUUUUGUAACCCCAAACUCUCCUCUUAAUACCUCUGAAAAAAGGAAAACCAAAAAACCACCAUGAUAAUAAACCUCUGCUCCUCUCCACCAUCCUCUUCCUCUCUCAUCAGAUUGAUCAAUUCAAAGUCACCCAUUUCAGAACUCCCUCUAAAGCCCAAGACCCACUUACCAAAAUCUGUAUCUUGUACAUUAUAUCACUCAUUUUCUUCUUCAGAACUCAAUGUAAAUUGCAAAAAUCCAUUUUUACACCACAAGAGUAGACAACCACAUAGAAAUAGGCAAAAUUUCAGGUGUUGUGCUAUUGCUGGAUUUGAUUUUGGGGGUUUUGAGAGUGCUCAAUCAGUUCUGCAGGCAUCUGCAGUGUUAACAGCUAUCAUUGUGGUUCAUGAAAGUGGUCAUUUUUUAGCAGCUUAUCUUCAAGGCAUUCAUGUAAGUAAAUUUGCAGUUGGUUUUGGUCCAAUUUUAGCUAAAUUCAAUGCCAAAAAUGUAGAGUACUCAAUUCGAGCAUUUCCUCUAGGUGGGUUUGUGGGUUUUCCUGAUAAUGAUCCUGAUAGUGAUAUUCCUGUAGAUGACAAGAAUUUGCUUAAAAAUAGACCAAUCAUUGAUAGGGUUAUUGUUAUUUCAGCUGGUGUUAUUGCCAAUAUAGUGUUUGCUUAUGUUAUAAUCUUUGUGCAAAUAUUGUCCGUUGGAUUGCCUGUACAAGAGGCCUUCCCUGGGGUCCUUGUGCCCGAGGUUCGACCCUUAUCGGCUGCAUCCCGAGAUGGGUUGCUCCCUGGGGAUGUAAUUCUUGGUUUCAAUGGGAUUGAAUUGCCGAAAACCGGGCCUAAUUUGGUUUCUGAGGUUGUUGAUAUCAUUAAGAACAAUCCCAAAAGAAAUGUGUUGCUCAAGGUUGGGAGGGGAAAGCUGGAUCUUGAAAUUGGGGUUACCCCGGAUGAGAAUUCGGAUGGUACAGGCCGAAUUGGGGUUCAAUUAUCACCAAAUGUUAAGAUUUCAAAAGUUAGACCAAAGACUGUCAUAGAGGCUUUUAGUUUCUCUGGACGCGAAUUUUGGGGUCUGUCAUCUAAUGUUUUGGACAGCUUGAAACAGACUUUUCUUAAUUUCUCUCAAACAGCAAGUAAAGUUUCGGGUCCUGUUGCCAUUAUAGCAGUUGGAGCAGAAGUUGCAAAGUCAAAUAUUGAUGGGCUUUAUCAAUUUGCAGCUAUUCUCAAUCUUAACCUUGCAGUGAUAAACCUUCUUCCAUUGCCUGCUUUAGAUGGGGGUUCUUUGGCCUUGAUUCUGGUAGAGGCAGCUAGAGGUGGAAGAAAGCUCCCUACAGAAUUAGAGCAGGGGAUUAUGUCAUCAGGGAUCAUGCUUGUUAUAGUUCUUGGGUUAUUCCUUAUUAUCCGGGAUACGCUGAACCUUGAUUUUAUCAAAGAUUUGUUGUGAGCAUUUGGAAUGAUCUCUUCGACUUGAAUAUGAUUUGAAUUUGGAUAAACUCUCCCACAUAUUGGUAUCAAACAUGAAACAUGGGAUGAUUGCUGGUGAUAUUCCAUGGAGGUGACAAACUUAGUUCCCCCUGGUUGCUUUGACAUAUUUUGUAUGUGACAGGUAUCAGCUGGCUCCUCCUUGUUCUUAAGCUGUUUCAACCACCAUGGAUCUUCUUCAUUGUUCUGUAAGUCUUGUUCUUUAUGAUAUUGGAAACACCGCCAUGGGUUAUCGACUCAUACUGAAGUUUCCAUCAAAUGAUAAUUUAUGUGAAUAUAUGUAAGAACUGCAUUCAUUUGUGAUAGUUGGUGAUUCAGCACAUGGGUCAUAACAAGUUUUAAACAAGUCUUUGCCAUCUUAUCUAUUACAUAUUGAGAGAACUUCUGCUGCUACUGAACUCAGUAACAGUGAGAGAACUGCUGCUGCUACUGAAAAGCAUCAAAAACAUGUUCCUAUUAUAUUUUGAAGUUUGAGCAUUAUGUCAAUUGAACUCUCAUAUUUGAUAUUUAUUCUUGGAAGCUUACGAGUCAUUACUUAAAGAA